AUGCCCAACACAAGCCUCCGUCGCCCGCAAAAGGGCUUUCGCCGUGGAGGCAAGACUGCCUACCAUGGAGCCCGAACUCGCACAUUCGCCGCUUCCUCUCGGACAGAGGCCACCUCGGCGGACGAGAAAUGGGAGCGCACGCGGCUCGCGCACACCAUCGACGAGAACAUGGGCUUCGCCCGAUACGAGAGCGGCAAGAAGAAGGAAGGCUGGCUCGUCAACGUCCAGCCCACAUCGCUCGAGGACGACAGGAUACCCAACGGCCGGUCCGCUCUUGACUGCUACUUCAUCGAGGAAGAUGGCUCGACAUUCAAGGCGACAGUGGAAUACGACCCGUACUUCUUGAUCGCCGUGAAGAAGGGGCACGAGUCCGAGGUGGAAGAAUGGGUCAAGAGAGUCCCUGGAGACGGCGUAAUCAAGUCGAUUCGUCGAGUUGAGAAGGACGAUCUGAACAUGCCGAACCACCUUCUUGGUUACCGCCGAACAUUCAUCGAGCUCCGGUUCGCCAACGUCAACGACCUGCUGGCCGCGAGAAGGGACAUCAUGCCCAUCGCGGAAAAGAACAAGAAAAAUAUGAAUGCAAUGGAUGCGUAUGCCGAGGUCGCGACCGCCAACAACGGCAACUUUGACCUUUUUGACGAUUUACGAGACGACGAACGACACAUGAACAAUUCUAUUUCGGAUGCUAGCGACUUUAUUGUCGACAUACGAGAAUACGAUGUUCCCUACCAUGUACGAGUAAUGAUAGACUUGGAUAUAAGAGCUGGAAAAUGGUACUUCGUCGAGGCCAAACACGGCGUAACGAAGAUCUACCCCAGCGAAGAGAGGUCGCUUCCAGCAGACCCUGUGGUCAUGGCCUACGAUAUCGAGACGAGCAAGCUGCCUCUAAAGUUUCCCGACGCUGCCACCGAUCAGAUCAUGAUGAUUUCGUACAUGAUUGAUGGGCAGGGUUUCCUAAUCACCAACCGCCAGAUCAUCUCCGAAGACAUUGGCGACUUCGACUACACCCCAAAGCCCGAGUACCCGGGCCCCUUCAUGAUCUUCAACGAACCUGACGAAAAAGCUCUGAUUGAAAGGUUCUUCCUUCACAUCAAAGAAGCCCGUCCAACUGUUAUCGCGACUUACAACGGUGACUUUUUCGAUUGGCCCUUUGUGGAAGCUAGAGCAAGUGUCAACGGUAUCGACAUGUACCAUGAGAUUGGCUGGAAGAAGGACAGCGAGGACCAGUACAAGUGCAACUACAGCGUGCACAUGGAUUGCUUCCAUUGGGUCAACCGAGAUUCAUAUCUACCUCAAGGUUCUCGAGGUUUGAAGGCUGUCACAGUCGCAAAGCUCGGAUACGACCCCGAUGAACUCGAUCCGGAGUUGAUGACACCCUACGCUAGCGAGAGGCCACAGACUCUUGCAGAGUAUUCCGUUUCAGAUGCAGUCGCCACAUACUACCUGUACAUGAAAUAUGUGCAUCCUUUCAUCUUCUCUCUAUGUACCAUUCUUCCAUUGGGUGGCGACGACGUCCUGAGGAAAGGAACGGGGACCCUCUGUGAGAUGUUGCUCAUGGUGCAAGCAUAUCAGCGGGAAAUCGUGCUGCCGAACAAAUACAUAACUCCAAAAGAGGCGUUUUGGGAUGGCCAUCUCCUUGACUCGGAAACCUACGUUGGCGGCCACGUCGAAAGUAUCGAGGCUGGUGUUUUCCGGGCAGACAUUCCAGUGGACUUUGCUGUUGAACCGUCGGCAGUUGAUGAACUUCUUGACGACCUGGAUGCCGCUUUGAGGUUUGUCAUCACUGUGGAAGAACAGAAGUCCUUUGACGAUGUGGAAAACUAUGAGGAGGUCAAGGCGCAGAUCAAGGCAGCACUCAUGAAGCUCAGGGAGACCCCCAAUCGCCACGAGACACCUCUGAUCUACCAUCUCGACGUUGCCUCCAUGUACCCCAAUAUCAUGACCACCAACCGACUGCAACCCGACUCGAUGAUUAAGGAAUCUGACUGCGCUGCUUGCGAUUUCAACAGGCCAGGAAAGACUUGCGAUAGGAGAAUGCCUUGGGCAUGGAGAGGGGAGUAUAUCCCGGCAAAACGAGACGAAUACAACAUGAUUCGACACACCUUGGAGAAUGAGAAAUUCCCUGGAAAGUACCCCAACUCCCCAAUGCGUGCGUUUCAGGAGUUGAGUGCGGAUGAUCAAGCGGGUCUUAUACGGAAACGCCUUCAGCUGUACUCGCAAAAGGUCUACCACAAGAUUCACGACUCCACCACCAUCGUCCGAGAGGCAAUCAUCUGCCAACGGGAGAAUCCCUUCUACAUCAAUACCGUCCGAGACUUCCGUGACCGUCGAUAUGACUACAAGGGUAAGGCCAAAACUUGGAAGGGGAAAACAGAGUCUCUCAAAUCUUCCGGGGCACCUCCGAACGAGGUCGACGCCGCCAAAAAGAUGAUCAUUUUGUAUGAUUCCCUACAGCUCGCUCACAAGGUCAUUCUCAACUCCUUCUACGGAUACGUCAUGAGAAAGGGAUCUCGCUGGUAUUCUCUGGACAUGGCCGGCGUUACUUGCUUGACUGGAGCCCAUAUCAUUCAGAUGGCUAGACAACUCGUCGAACGCCUUGGCCGACCUCUGGAGCUGGACACCGAUGGUAUCUGGUGCAUGCUUCCAGCGACUUUCCCCGAGAAUUUCUCAUUCAAGCUCAAGAACGGAAAGAAGCUCAACAUCUCGUACCCCUGUGUCAUGCUUAACCAUCUCGUCCACGCCAAGUUCACCAACCACCAAUACCAGACCCUGGUUGAUCAAAAGACGUUCAAGUACGAAACUCACAGUGACAACUCCAUUUUCUUCGAAGUCGAUGGUCCUUACAAGGCCAUGGUUCUCCCCACAUCGAAAGAAGAAGACAAGAACUUGAAGAAGAGAUACGCUGUAUUCAAUGACGACGGAAGUCUGGCUGAGUUGAAGGGUUUUGAAGUCAAGCGUCGUGGUGAGCUAAAACUCAUCAAGAUCUUCCAGCAGCAAAUCUUCAAGUUCUUCCUUGAGGGAACCACACUGGCAGAGUGCUACACCGCUGUAGCCAAGGUUGCCAAUCAGUGGUUGGAUGUCUUGCACAGCAAAGGUGUAACUUUAGCAGAUGAAGAGCUGAUGGAGCUCAUUUCGGAGAACCGAAGCAUGUCCAAGACCCUCGAGGAGUACGGCACCCAAAAAUCAACCAGUAUCACCACUGCCAAGCGUUUGGCGGACUUCUUGGGUGAGCAGAUGGUCAAAGACAAGGGACUGAACUGCAAGUUCAUUAUUUGUGCUCGGCCCAAGAAUGCUCCCGUCACGGAGCGAGCCGUCCCUGUUGCAAUCUUUUCCGCGGAAGAGAGCGUCAAGCGAACCUAUCUCAAGAAAUGGCUCAAGGAAGAUCCUGCCGAUACGGACCCUCGGGCACUUCUCGAUUGGGAUUACUACCUUGAGCGUCUAGGCUCCGUCAUUCAGAAGCUCAUCACCAUUCCCGCUGCCCUUCAGAAAGUUCGCAACCCUGUCCCGCGAGUUCCUCAUCCCGAUUGGCUGCAGAGGAGGAUCAAUAUCAAGGAGGACAGGAUGAAGCAAAAGAAACUCACCGAUCUCUUCAGCAAGGGCCCGCUUGAGGACAUCACGAAUCGCAAUGGUCCUCGAAUGGAUGAUUUGGAAGACUUUGGUAGCAAGCUUCUAAAGCCUAAGCUCGUUAGCUCGGUCAUUGCUGCUUCUCAAUCCGCACCUACAGUUCAAAAACGGAAGUCUCCAGAGCCUGCCGAGAACCUUGACCCUAUGGCUGCGUUGCCAAAGAUUAUGCCAAGCCCUUCGGAUGACUAUCCAGCGUUCUUGGAUUAUCAAAAACAGAAGUGGAAAAUUCAGAAGCAGGCUCGCAUUCGAAGACGACAGCUUUUCGGUGACCGACGAGGUCAGGCGGGCAGCAACAUCCAGCAGACUUUCAUGAAGCAAGCUCAUGUCACUUACAUGAACACUUGGCAAGUUUUACACUUGAAGACAACCGACACACCUGGAAUUGUCAUGGCAUACGUCUUGAUCGACGCCAAGAUUCACACGUUGAAGGUCAACGUACCUCGUCAAGUCUUCCUCAACCUAAAGGGCAAGGACCUGCCUGAUGUCGAGGUCGAUGGCUGCGAGGUCGAACAAGUCAACUACACGUUGCCCAAUGGUCACCCAUCAAGUCACCUCUUCAAGCUCACUGUCCAGGAGGAUACAUAUUUCAAUGAGAACGAGAAGUUUUCACUCCUUUUCAAUCAUCCCAGUGUGGAGGGAGUGUACGAAAAACAGGUGCCUUUAAAUAUCCGGGCUGUACUGCGGCUUGGAAACCAGUGCACCAUCGACGAAAAUCAGCACGCAGUGCUCGGAAAGGGACUGGAGCAGGGCUUCGAUCUUUCUGGUCUGAAGCGUCCAGCUAAACCGCGAACAUAUCUCGACACAUCCCUUCUGGCUUACAUCUACAUCUCUCACAUCACCGCAGGCGAGCGACAAAUCUUUGGAAUCUUCUCCACGACCAGCGAUCAAGCACACGUUAUUAUUCUUCAGAAGAACAAGGAUUCUGGACAAGAUCUCCCAAACAUCACCAAAAUGUACUCGCAGAUGCUUGCCAAGCGAUCUGAGGAGGCUGCUGGGACGAACUGGCAGGAUUGUUUCACCUACCAGGAAAAGCUCAACAUUCGUAUCACGCAAGUAACGACACGAAGGAAGGCUCAUCUGGAGAUCGGAGACGUUGUCAAAAAGAUGCGCAAGGAUGAGCAUCGACCACAGAUGUUGGUUGUUCAAUCAUCCCAGCGCAAGCUCCUCGUUCAUGAUGUCCCUGUCCUCGGGGAUUUCCCUAUUCUGCCGCUCAAAUACGAUGCCGCGGACAGCUCUCUGCCACCGCUGGGCUGGCAGUCUGUUAUUGCUCGUCGUCUUGUUGGACACUACCUUGGCCUUGGAUCGUGGAUCCUGCAUCUCACUGCCUUGGCACGAUAUGGCGAUGUUCCUCUCUGUAACCUUGAGCUUGAUGAUCCUCGGUUCUUGAUCGACAUCGCCUAUGCUCGCCGACUGCAAGCAAAUGGCGUGGUUCUCUGGUGGUCUCCUGGGGCCCGCCCAGAUCACGCUGGUUACGAAAGGGAUGAUAUUUUGGGACCACUUGACACGGUCAAGAUGCCAAGCGUCAAUAACCCAGGAACAUUCUCGUCGGUAUGCAUAGACAUUGACGUCAGAAACCUGGCUAUAAACACCAUCUUAACAUCCUCCCUCAUCAACGAACUGGAGGGUGCCGAUUCUGUCUCAUUCAACCCGUCUGGCGGGGACGACUCUGAAACUUUACAAUCAGAAAACGCCUUUGCCAACGCAGGCGUGCUUGUCCUACGAGAGAUGGUCAAGGCAUGGUGGGCCGAAGCGUGUCGAGGAAACACCAUGGCCGAUGUCAUGGUGCAGCAUCUUGUCCGCUGGGUGGAAAACCCUGACUCUUUCAUGUACGAUCGAGCAUUGCAUUACUACGUGCAAAUGAUGUCCCGCAAAGCCUUCCAACAACUCAUGGCCGACUUUCGCCGCGUGGGCUCUCAGGUUGUCUUUGCCAACGCUAACCGACUCAUUUUGCAGACGACCAAGGCGGAGGUUGGCAACGCGUAUGCGUAUAGUCAGUACAUCAUCAAGUCAAUCAAGAGCAAACCCCUCUUCCACUUCAUCGACCUGGAGAUCAAAGAGUACUGGGACUACUUGGUCUGGUACGAUGAAUUUAACUACGGAGGCAAGGCAUGCCAGGAGGUUAUCGAGGCAGACGAGCAGAAUCUCGAAACCGUCAUGCACUGGCAAAUGGCGACAUUCCUCCCCAUGCGACUGCAGCCGACUUUCCAAGACUGGGUAAUAGAGUUCAUCCAGCUGAUGCAUCACCUCAAGAGGCCACAGGGCAAUGAUCCUGAUUCAACGCCGCGUCUCACCCAACUGCCAAACCGCGGCUUGGAGAAUCAGGAGGGCCAGAUCAUUCUCGGCAAGGCUUUCGAGAAGCCUCUCAAAAAAGCCAUCCUUGGACUCAUCAACAAGCAAAAGCGCGAGCUGCUCCAUCCAGAGCUCGCUGAGGACUACUCGUUCCCUAGCCUCCCAGGCUCGCAUCUCGCCCCGCGCAACCCCAUUCUUGAGCUUAUCAAGUCGUUGAUGCAAGUCCUCUCGCUUGACAAGAACAUCACGCUGGAGGCUCGUCUCCUCCGUAAGGAGCUCUUGGCCAUGUUCGAGAUCCGCGAGUUCUCCAAAGACGGCACUUUUGCGAACCCCUCUGAGAGCCUUCGCUUGCCGCAACUAUCUUGCGAUAGCUGCACAAUGACACGCGAUCUAGAUUUGUGCCGCGAUGAGGACCUUGUUGGUGAGGGAGCAAACUGGCGCUGCAAUUUCUGUGAGACCGAGUUCGAUCGAGUCGCGAUCGAGGAGAAACUGUUAGGUUUGGUUGAAGGAUGGGUUGUCGAGUGGUCCACACAGGACUUGAAGUGUGUGCGGUGCGGAGCACUGAGGCUGAACGACUUUAUGGAGCAUUGUACUUGUAGUGGGGAGUGGAAGGAGGUUGUGUCGAGGGCUGAGGUGAACCGAAAACUGAGUGUCAUGAAGAGGGUGGCCAAGUUCUAUGGUCUGAGGAUGUUGGCAGAUGUGGUGGAAGGCUUAUACCAGGGAUUGUAA
Messenger RNA from Ilyonectria robusta, 6642 nucleotides. RefSeq lists its product as uncharacterized. Gene Ontology annotation, cellular component: nucleus; epsilon DNA polymerase complex. The record is from RefSeq and is a predicted model, not a curated record. Gene Ontology annotation, molecular function: DNA-directed DNA polymerase activity; zinc ion binding; single-stranded DNA 3'-5' DNA exonuclease activity. The transcript has 3 exons. Gene Ontology annotation, biological process: base-excision repair, gap-filling; mitotic cell cycle; leading strand elongation. The coding region runs from base 1 to 6642 and encodes 2213 amino acids. NCBI's taxonomy places the organism in Eukaryota, Fungi, Ascomycota, Sordariomycetes, Hypocreales, Nectriaceae.